UGAUGUCGAACGCUAUAUAAUAUUAUUGUCUGAUGGACUGUCGUCGGACCCGAAUAUUGUGAUAUCAGAGGCAAAUGCUUUGAUAGUCAGCGGGGUGAAGAUUUAUACUGUUGGUAGUGGAUUGUCCAUACGUCAUGAGGAAUUGUUAGAAAUAUCAUCAUAUAAUCAAUCAUUUUGUGUUUCCAAUGGCAACAGAGGAUUGUUUACAGACACUCCUUAAAUACACCAUGUUUGGUUGUGACAAAUGUUCAACAAAUGUGUCAGAUGUUGCUAUUGUUAUGGAUGUUUCGGCUAAUAUAAAUCAUAAAGACUUUGAUAUGCAAGUCAAAGCUGUCUCUCAUCUUUUAACACUUACUAAUGUUGGUCCAAAUGCAACUCAGUUCAGUUACUCUAUGUUCACGAAUGACACAGUGAGUGUAUAUAACUUUACAACCCAUCACGAUCGAGUCAGUCUUAUAGCUGAUGAUAAUAAGAAAACAAGACAGAAAUACAAUAAAAAUGUUAACAUAACCCGUGCUCUGAAUGAUGUGAAUAAAAAUGGAUUUUCAACUUUGAGAGGAUCGAGGCCAUAUGCAAGAAAGAUCCUAGUUUUGGUAACUUCAGGAAACAUGAAUGAUACACAAGGACUGAAAAAGGCGGCAAAACGGGUUAAAGACUCUGGAAUAAUAAUUGUUACCAUAGGUACUGGUAGAAGUGCUAACUGGAUCAACUUGCGUGAUAUAUCAUCGGACCCAAUGCUAACGUUUGUACUAGGGGAUGACAUCCAUAUUGGCGUUAAUGUGCUAGACUCUCUUAGAACAACUUUAUUAUAUGAUUAUUGUUCAAAUGUAUAAUAUAAUUUGUUAACUAAAGUCGUACAUAUAAGGUUAUCCUGAUAAUUGUUAAAUACUUAAAGAAUUUGUCAGUAAAUAACGAUAUUUAUA
Messenger RNA from Ruditapes philippinarum (Manila clam), 923 nucleotides. Its product is annotated as collagen alpha-3(VI) chain-like. Bases 186 to 833 code for a protein of 215 amino acids. The record is from RefSeq and is a predicted model, not a curated record. The transcript is spliced from 2 exons. NCBI's taxonomy places the organism in Eukaryota, Metazoa, Mollusca, Bivalvia, Venerida, Veneridae.